Diatraea saccharalis (sugarcane borer) is the source of this 807-nucleotide messenger RNA. The record is from the annotation of a GenBank genome assembly. Lineage: Eukaryota; Metazoa; Arthropoda; Insecta; Lepidoptera; Crambidae.
AUGACUUCAUGUCAGUAUCACGACACUCGCAUUGAUAUCAAAUCAGUGUCACCACUCUCAACUCUAUGUCACGACAGUCACAUUGACUACAAAGCUCUGAGUUACAGUGCAAUAUUCAACAGUACGAGUUACGCUCAACUGCGAAAUCCGUCGAGGCCAUACGACAUACCGUCUCUGCAUAGUUUUAGUAAUAACCACAUAGAUAAUAGCCACAGCUUCGAAGAAGAGUUCGCCAACGAAUUGGAUUAUCGAGAUAAUGAGAACGAUAAAAACAAUGAAGUGCCUCUCUUAGUUGGUUUCGCGAGGGACCCAUUCAGAUAUUCUGUUCCGGAAAAGGACUACUUGAACGGAGUUCGGCACAUCAAUCCGCAAUCCUAUGGCAAGAAUGAAUAUAGAGGAAAACGGGGCGUGGUCCACUUAUACAACAUGAUGUACUGCGCUACAGGUUGCGAACCACUGGCUUACAAGGGCUACGGCUGCUACUGUGGCUUUCUGGGCUCCGGCAGGCCAACUGAUGGUAUUGACAGAUGCUGCAAGAUGCACGACGAAUGCUAUGAGAAUAUCUACUGUCCUUUUUUCACGGUGUACUUCCAGCCUUACUAUUGGAAGUGCUACCGUGGCCAGCCGCUAUGUGCCAUCGAGAACUACCACACUCAGCACCAGUUCAUCAACGGCUGCGCUGGCAGACUGUGCGAGUGCGACAGAAGAUUCGCCAUGUGCGUCAAGAAAUACUCCUGUCCUAGAAGCAGAGCUCUAUGCAAGUCCUCGCCCAUAAGACUGUUACAGAACUUACUCAUGUUCAGGUGA